Messenger RNA from Oncorhynchus masou masou (cherry salmon), 963 nucleotides. Its product is annotated as complement C1q-like protein 4. Lineage: Eukaryota; Metazoa; Chordata; Actinopteri; Salmoniformes; Salmonidae. Gene Ontology annotation, molecular function: protein binding. The transcript has 2 exons. The record is from RefSeq and is a predicted model, not a curated record. The coding region runs from base 110 to 826 and encodes 238 amino acids.
UCUGGCCGGCACCACCAUUCCGGCCAAGGGGGAGGAGGACUUCCUCACUCUGGCCGCCUCCCGGCUCAGCCGCAGGAAACGUGUCAUCGGGGCAGGAGUGGGCGUGGCUAUGGUGCUGGUGCUGCUGGUUGCCAUCCCCUUAUUGGUUCACACCAGCAAAGGGGGGGCGUCUGGAGGCGGGAGCACCCAUUAUGAGAUGCUUGGCAGCUGCAAGAUGGUGUGCGACUCUUUCACCCCCCCACAGGGCAGCCACGAGCUGACCGCUGUCUCCCCCCAACCCCCAGACUUCACAGGGAGAAGGGGCAAGUCUGGGUUUCGUGGGAGCCCUGGCCCCCCAGGCCCCAGAGGUCCCACAGGAGAACCAGGCAAGCCAGGCCCCCCUGGUCCCCCCGGCCCUGGCCCAGGGGGCUACAUCCCCUCCUUCUACAGCCCCAAGAUCGCCUUCUACGCUGGCCUCCGCAAACAGCAUGAAGGGAGUGAGGUGUUGAGGUUUGACGACGUAGUGACCAAUGUGGGGAACUACUAUGAACCCAGUACUGGCAAGUUCACCUGCCCCCUACCUGGCAUCUACUUCUUCACCUACCAUGUCCUGAUGAGGGGCGGAGAUGGGACCAGCAUGUGGGCCGACUUAAAAAAGAAUGGACAGGUGAGGGCCAGUGCCAUUGCCCAGGAUGCUGAUCUGAACUAUGACUAUGCCUCCAACAGUGUCAUCCUGCACCUGGAUGUGGGGGACGAGGUGUGCGUGCAGCUCGACGGGGGCAAAGUUCACGGAGGAAACACCAACAAAUAUAGCACCUUCUCUGGCUUCCUCAUCUACCCUGACUGAAGGCAGCCACAUGUCACACACACACACACACACACACAACUACACACACAUUCUCCCAGGCAAACAAAUACAGGAACUUUUUCAGGAUCCUCAUCCAACCUGAUUCUCUCAACCACUCUCUUCUCUCUCUUUUUUCC